Mytilus californianus (California mussel) is the source of this 5814-nucleotide messenger RNA. Its product is annotated as E3 SUMO-protein ligase PIAS2-like. The record is from RefSeq and is a predicted model, not a curated record. Gene Ontology annotation, biological process: protein sumoylation; regulation of transcription by RNA polymerase II. The transcript has 14 exons. Gene Ontology annotation, molecular function: transcription coregulator activity; zinc ion binding; SUMO ligase activity. Lineage: Eukaryota; Metazoa; Mollusca; Bivalvia; Mytilida; Mytilidae. Bases 1 to 1950 code for a protein of 649 amino acids.
AUGGCGGACGCUGGAGAGCUCAAGCAAAUGGUUAUGAGCUUCAGGGUGUCUGAACUACAAGUUUUAUUGGGAUAUGCGGGUCGAAAUAAAACAGGAAGAAAAACAGAGCUCAUGCAAAGAGCUUUACAACUUGUUCAGAAAGGUGCCUCUGUACCCAUACAGAUAAAAAUCAGAGAAUUAUACAAUCAAAUUUUUUCAUCUAACAGGAGGAAGCCACCUGGGAAGUCUGAUGAAGGUCCUAUGUUUAGUAGCAGCAGUAAUACAACUUAUACACCAAACUGGUUCGGUGGCUUGGACUACUCUUCGGGAGCCAGUCUUGUUUCAUCAGCACAAUCGUCCAUGUUCCCUGUCCAUCCAGACGUAAGAUUGAAACAUCUCCCAUUUUAUGAUGUAGUAGCAGAGCUUAUGAAACCUACAAGUCUUGCUCCUAGAGGAACAUCGAAAUUUCAGGAAACCCAUUUUAAUUUUCAUCUAACUCCACAGCAAGCUCAGGAUAUAGCUAUGUCAAGGGAUUUCAGACCAGGUGCUAGAUGUGAAUACAUGACACAGAUACAGUUACGGUUUUGUUUAUUAGAAACAAGCUGUGAACAAGAUGAUAAUUUUCCUCCCAGUAUAUGUGUCAGGGUUAAUGGUAAACUAGCCCCAUUGCCAAAUCCUAUUCCAACAACAAAGCCAGGAGUAGAACCUAAACGUCCAGGUCGUCCAGUAGAUAUCACAUCAUUUUGUCGUCUUUCACCAACAAUGCCUAAUCAGAUAGAUGUGUCGUGGGCCACUGACUUUGGUCGGGGAUACUGUGUGGCUAUAUACUUAGUAAAGAAACUAUCAUCAGAUAUUUUAAUGAUGAGAUUGAAACAGUUUGGAAACAGACAUCCUGAUCAUACGAGAGCUUUAAUCAAAGAAAAAUUACAAAGUGAUCCAGAUAGUGAGAUAGAUACAACUAGUCUUAGAGUAUCCUUAAUGUGUCCGCUUGGUAAAAGUCGGAUGAGUAUUCCAAUACGAGCUAGUUCGUGUACACAUUUACAGUGUUGUGAUGCCAUGUUAUAUCUUAUGAUGAACGAGAAGAAACCUACAUGGAUGUGUCCUGUUUGUGAUAGACCUGCUCCAUUCCAUAAAUUAGUCAUUGAUGGGUUAUUUGUUGAAAUUUUAAAACAAGCACCUGAUGUUGAUGAGAUACAGUUUAAUCAAGAUGGUAAUUGGUGUAGACUUAACCUGAAGAAAGAAACACAUGUGAUAUCUAGUCCUGUCAUCAAAAAUACACGACCUGCCACGUCAGAACCAAGUGGUGCCUCCCCUGAAAAGAAGCCUAAGAUGGAUGUGAUUGAUCUGACCUGCAGCAGUGAUGAAGAUGAUGAAGAACCCAGAACACCACAGCCAGCUCCAUCAAACACAAGUUCUAGCAGUCCUCGGGUAAUCAGCCUUGAUUCUCCUACUCCAGUGCAUUCGAUGAUCUCAUCCGAUUCACCCAUGUUGUCGUCACCUGGGUCAAAUAUCGGAUCACCGUCAUCUGCAUCAAGUUCUGGAUUGGGAUCACCUAUGUCAAACAAGGGACUAUCUCCAGCAAAGUCUCCGUACAGACCUUCAUCUGUGGCCCACUCACUUUCUCCUGUGUCAUCAGAUGGAACUAUCCCUAAUCCUCCAUCACCAUCCAUACCAAUAGUACCACCACCUUUAACAUCACAGCGACCACCAUCACUCAGUUUCCCAACAGAUUUUCCUUCACAGACAAAUGCACCCUUACAAUCACCACUGGGAUCCAGGAUAUCUCCAAUCACACCUCCAUCUUUUCCUGUUUCUAUAUAUUCCCCGUACUCUUCUCUUCCAACACCCAUGCCACAUCAGCCACCACAAUACAACCAUUCUUCAAGUAUGAACAAUUAUGCUCCAGAGUUAGACAGAGAAAUUGAAGACUUUAUUCGUGGAAUUGUGUGGGAUAAUUCUAGCUAUCGGUAAUAUAAUGUUAUAAUGGACCACAACGAUUGGUGUCACUAGUCAUCAACUUGUAAGUGUUGAACAAUGGUGGGCUUUCCAUUCCAAAAAGUAUUGUGUAGGUAUUGUUUUACUAGAGAAACCUAACCUGAGAAAUAAUUUUAUAAAAAAGUUUUACCUUUUACAAUUAAUUUUCUGUUCUGUCGGGGACAAAGUUUUAAUCAAAUGGGAAAAAGUCAAUGUACAACAAACUAGUGCUGUUUAAAAAAACUUUUCAUUUGUAUUCAAGGCUGUACAUAGUUAAACUCUUUAACUUAUUAUUUGUAAACUUUGUUAUGUAUUUUGUUUAUGUAAAAAUAUUAGCGUCUAAAUAUAUCUUUUGAAGGUUUGAUUUACUACACAAUACUACAGUCACACUCAAUACGUUUAACAUGUUUUACAUCACUGUUUUACAUUAUAUAAGAACUUCAGGGAUACAUCAUUAUUUUACAUAUAUAAAUGUCAUUAAAUCAUUUUUUUUAGCACAAUACUAUAAAUUUUAUCAAACAAUAUUAGCAAUUCAAAAUUCUUUUUUAUGUUUUAACAUUCGUUUAGAAUGGCCUUUUUUUAGAACAAAAAUUUUACUGUAGGCAUUUUAUACCAAUUUAUAAGCUGAAUCAGACUUAUGUGGUGCAACAAAUUUUUGUUAAUGCUUUUCUAGCAAUGACUUAUAUAAGAGGGUAUUUUGUCAUUUGUAUGUCAGAUAAUUCACUAAUAACAUUUCACCUGUUUUAAAGCCAAUUGCUGGGCUAUUAUCCAACAAUUAAUUUUAUUGAAAUUUUUUAAAAAUUGAUAAGAUAUUCAUUUUUGUCUCGUUGCGGUAGGGAAACCUGUCAUGAUAUUAUCCAGUGUUUAACUUUUUACCCUAUUAUAAUAGUUAUGAAUAAAACAAGAAAUAAAGAAUUGCUUUGCUACUCCCUAUGUAAUUAUUUUCUAGAAAAGCCUUAAUAACACAAAUUUCACUUAUUUUGAGUUUUUUUUUAAAGCGAACAUGGCAUUGGAAGUUUUCUGUUCAAUAUAUAUUCUACCAAACCAUUUCUCAACUCAAGAUAGUUACAUUUUCAAAAGUUAAAAAGGGAGGCUUGUGGUUAAUCUUCACUAUUUUAAAAUUGAACUGUUGCAAACGGAGAAAUGGAAUACUUCAUGAUGGAAAGGUAGAAUUCAUUUCUCUCAUUUUGUGCAAUUUUUGUAAAAGUAUUCUAGACUAAUAAUUCUUUCAAUUUUGAAAAUUGAAUAUGACAUUUUAAUUAGUUGACAUGUUAAUUGAAAUAUUUUUUUAAGGAGAAGGUAAAGUAAGUUCAACACUUUUUUUGCCCCUUGAAAUAGAAAAUCAAAAAAUAUUGUAAAUCUACUAAAUAACAUCCUUCAGAUGUUUAUAAGACAUUAUCUGUUGGACAUCCAUAUUUAUAUUUUUGAAUUUUGUCUUACAUUUUGGUACUAGGGCUUCAAACUAAGUUUGUUAUUUUUACAAUUUAAGGCGCCAACAUAAUGGCUCUUAUCAUACCUCCUUUUUUUAAACUAAUUUCAUUCAGGAAGCAUGUACAAUUUUCACUUUAUAUAUCCAAUUCCAUUCAAAGAUGCAUGUUCUCUAAUAUUGUUGAAUUUAAAUUUGAAAAAUGUUGGUGCAUCUGUUACUUCAUAAAGUGAAUUAGGACCAAUUUUACUCCAGCUUAUUUUGGGACACUUUUUUUUAUUGCUCCUCUAGAUGUAAACAUAUUUCUGUGUAUUGAUGACAGGAUGAAGAUACUUAUACCACUGUAAUGUGUAUGUUUUUUUCUAUAAUACUCACUUAAAUAUGAAAGAAGCAAUCUUUAUAAAAGAUAAUUUAUAAUUAUUUAUUUAUUUAAAUUAAAUAAUAAAUAAAUAUUUAUUAUUUUUUAUUUGAUUUGGGACCAAUAGAUUAUUCAUGUUAUAUUGACUGUUGAAUUAAAAACAAAUGGUAAUGUCAUCACAAAAAGAGAUGUUCCGAGUUCAUGAAGAGCACUGGUUUGACAGUGAAAAACAUUAAAAACACUUGUCAUAUCAUCAAAAUUAGAUUGUUACUGGACUAAAUGUCGAUAAAAUUUUUUGGAAAUUGUUAGUUAUUUGAUUAUUGAUUGUCCAGUAAAUUUUGUUUAGAUGAGUAUAUGAUAUUGUUUCCUGGACCAAAUGUCCAUUAUCAAAAAGCACCUUUAAGCUUUCUGUUUCUUAUUCAAUAAUUAUUAGCAAUAAAGAGCUAUGGUCUACAGUUUCAAAUGGAUGCCUUAUACAGACUUAUUUUACUGAAUACAAUGGAUUUUGUCGAGUGAGCAACUUUUUGUAUUACAAUGUAAAAUUUAGGAUUGAAUUGUUGGGAACAAAUUUGCAUAUUUGAUUUUUAUGGAAAAUACAAAAUAGGAACACAGAAACACAAUAUUUCAGCAAUCUAUCAAACAAAGUUCACAAAACUAAUCGUUCAAACAUUGAUAAAUCAUUUAGCCUUUAAUGUCUGGGCAAAAUAUUAACAUUUUUCAUCUAGCCCUUUCAUAUUUAUCCAGUAAGGAUGUUUGCACUGUUUGACCUUCAACUGUAAUUGACCUGAAGAAGACAUAUUUGGAGAUUUUUUAUUAGUUUUCAAAUUUUUUUUUAAAUUUACAGCCUAACUGAUUCAUAUAUUUUUCAAAACAUGCAAUUUUCUUCAAAUAUUGGUGUUGGUGUGACAGCAUCUGUAAAAGCACCUUUUGUGAUACUGUCUGUUACAUUUCUGUUAUUGUUACAAAUUGACUUAAUAACCUAGUGGAUGGUUUAUUGACAUUCCUGAUUUCCUCGGAUAAAACUGGUUACCAAGACAAAACAGGACUAAUAAUUCCAAGGUAAUGAAGAUGCAUGUCACAGUUUAGUUAUUUCACAGCAUGCUUUGUUAAACAGUGCAUAUUUGCUCUGAUGUAAAAUCAUAUAGUAGUCUCUAGUUACAUCAUGUCCAUCGAUCAUCCAUUAGGCUAAAAUAUAAAGAAAACUGUAGGUUCUCCAUUUUUUUUUUAAUUACACAAUGAAUUUUGUUUAUAAAAUUUUUUCAUAUUUGUUUGUAGUAAAUAUAAAUCAAUUCUUUCCAGAAAUAAAUUUUUCUCUCCAAGCUGAAAAUGACAAUUUUCUCUCUUGCAUGGUAACAAGACUUCAGCUGGUGGGAUAAGAUCUAGUAAUAUAUUUAUUAUAACCUAAAUUGUGCACAUAAAGUCAAGCUCAUGUCAAAUUUAUCAACUAUUCAUGAAUUGAUCAUAUCCAUUGGGUACAUGUCUUAUUUACAUUCAACACAUAAUUUUGAUUGUACAUUUUCACAUUAAGGAGAGAAUUUUAUUUGCAGUAUUAAUGUCCCAUAUAACAUUAAAAACAUUGAUUUAACCAAAAACCAAUUUAUAUAACCUGUAUUGUAGAAGCCAAACAUGAACUGAAUCUACAAUAAUUCAUAAAUAGCUACUGAUAUUCAUGACUUACAUAAUAAUUACUAACAAUUCAUUGUAGUGAAUCCAGUUCUUUAUUCACAUCAGUUCUAUUUUCAUCAUUGUAAAAUUCAUGUACAUCUCAUUAAAAUUAUCCAUAUUAAUGUUCAGCAUUUUUCCUUUUAAUUUCUAUAAAAUCAUACAUGCAGCAAUCCAAGUUUUGUAUUGUUUUGUAAAUGUGGAUAAUUUAUGGUCAUGUGAUGUUAUAUCUUCAUCUUUUAUGUGACAAGAACAUUUAAAUCAUAAUCCAAAUUUAUUUAUUUAUUUCUCAUUGAACUUGUCACAAAAUGUGAGAAAGAUUGUUCUAAGAAUGAUAGAUUUUAUGUGAAUGUUAAUUUGUAUAUAUUGUACAUAAAAGUUGUUCCGAGUCAUGGUCAUUAAAUUGUUGAAGCUA